This is a messenger RNA of Fusarium redolens, 2269 nucleotides long. RefSeq names its product copper amine oxidase. NCBI's taxonomy places the organism in Eukaryota, Fungi, Ascomycota, Sordariomycetes, Hypocreales, Nectriaceae. The coding region runs from base 221 to 2269 and encodes 682 amino acids. The transcript has 7 exons. Gene Ontology annotation, biological process: amine metabolic process. Gene Ontology annotation, molecular function: quinone binding; copper ion binding; primary methylamine oxidase activity. The record is from RefSeq and is a predicted model, not a curated record.
ACAAUAAUUAACCAAGAACAGAUCGGCUAAGGGUCUUCCUUGAUCCCAAGAAUCAACCCAUGCUGAUUAUAGGCAAAGAUUGGAACUUCUCAAGUUGCGAUUACGUUUCUGUAUCGCAUCCGCGGUGUUGUUGAACAACUAUUUGAUGCAACCAAACGCCUUCAACUGAAGCAUGUCGCAUCAAAUUCACACAUAAGCUCUGGUAGCAAUCCACGUUACAAUGUCAGGUUCAAUCCCCCAUCCCUUCGAUCCUCUCAGUGGUGAGGAGAUCCGGCUCGCUACUUCUGUUGUACGCAAAGAGCAUGGCGAUGCAGUCCACUUCCACGUCGUGACUCUCCAAGAGCCGCGCAAGGCUGAGAUGGUUGCUUGGCUUGCCAAUCCCUCCAACGGCGCUCGUCCUCGACGUGUCGCAGAGGUUGUCAUCAUUGAUCCACGAGAAGGCAAGGGCCAUGUCUAUGAUGGCCUGGUAGACUUGAAGAGUCAAAAAAUCACAAAGUGGGAGCGCGCUGAAGGACAACAACCUAUCCUAAUCGUCGAAGAACUCCUCGAAGUCGAAGAAGCCUGUCGCAAAGAUCCCCAAGUCAUCGAACAAUGCCGAAUCAGCGGAAUCGCCGCAGACGAGAUGCACAAAGUCUACGCCGACCCAUGGACCAUCAGCCACGACCCUCGCUACGGAAGCGGUACACGCCUGUUCCAAGGCCUGAUGUACUUUCGCCCAGAGGUCGACAAUUGCCAAUACCAAUACCCUCUUGACUUCCAUCCGAUCUAUGAUCCCAGGAAGAAGGAGAUCAUCGCUAUCGACAUUCCUCGCGUUCGACGACCCCUUCAGAGAAACAAGGCUGUAGACUAUCAUCAUCUGUAUAUCCAAAAAGAAGGCUGGUAUAGAAAGGAUUUGAAGCCGAUUUAUAUCUCACAGCCUGAGGGCGUUUCGUUCAAUGUCAACGGGAGGGAGUUGGAGUGGCAGAACUGGAAGUUCCACAUUGGCUUCAAUUAUCGCGAGGGUAUUGUCUUCAACAACAUUACGUUCAACGAUAAGGGCAAUGUCAGGCCGAUCUUCUAUCGCAUGUCGCUUUCUGAGAUGGUCGUUCCCUACGGUCAUCCCGAGCCUCCGCAUCACCGCAAGCAUGCCUUCGAUCUCGGAGAGUAUGGGGCUGGUUAUCUGACAAACAGUCUCUCUCUUGGCUGUGACUGCAAGGGUGCCAUUCAUUAUCUGGACGCCGAACUGCCGACCCAGACUGGUCAGAUUCGCAAGAUUGAAAAUGCCAUCUGCAUCCACGAAGAGGAUGACGGUAUUCUCUUCAAACACACCGACUUCCGCGACAACUCAACUAUUGUCACGCGUGCUCGAAAACUUAUCGUCCAGCAUGUCUUUACUGCUGCCAACUAUGAAUACGCCAUCCAGUGGGUGUUCCAUCAGGACGGCACCAUCCAGCCCGACAUCAAGCUUACUGGUAUUCUCAACACCUAUGUCAUGAACCCCGGCGAGGAUUUGCAAGGUUAUGGAACUCAAGUCAAGAAAGGUGUCAACGCACAUAACCACCAGCAUAUCUUCCUCCUCCGCAUCAACCCAAGUGUUGAUGGACACGAGAACACAGUCCACAUGGUUGAUGCUGUACCUUCGGAAGCCCCAGUUGGCAGCCCAGACAACCUCUAUGGCAAUGCCUUCUAUGCUAAGCGCACUCGACUUGAGACGACGGGUCAGGCUAUCACCGACUACAAUGGUGCUACGUCUCGCUCCUGGGACAUUGUCAAUGAGAACAAGCUGAAUUCCGAGAGCGGAAAGCCUGUCUCGUAUAAGCUUGUCAGCCGCGAUGUACCCAACCUGAUGCCAAAGGAAGGAUCUCUUGUGUGGAAGAGAGCGUUCUUUGCUCGUCAUGCUGUUCAUGUGACCAAGUAUGUGGAUGACGAGCUCUGGCCCGCUGGCAACCACGUCGCUCAGACCUCCGGUGAGCCAUCCAGAGGCCUUGGAGCCUGGGUCGGAGACGGUACCAAGAGCGUCGCCAAUACUGAUAUCGUCCUUUGGCACACGUUCGGCAUCACGCAUUUCCCCGCCCCAGAAGAUUUCCCAGUUAUGCCCGCUGAACCGAUUACCCUUUUGCUCAGACCCCGUCACUUCUUCACUUGUAACCCUGUCAUGGACGUGCCUCCUUCUUACUCGAUCACUCCCAGUGAAGUGUCUGUUAAGAAGGCUGGAUUUGACACUACUGAUAAGGUCAGCAAGUUGGCGGCUAUGAGUGACUCUUCGUGCUGCAAGCCACCUAAGCUGUAA